CUGAUAACCUCACAGCAGGUAAGACGAGUCCGACUGGUAUGUAGUUGAUUUAAGCUCGUACACGGGACUCUAUAACUUUCUGUCAUUCACUUUCUUCGUUCAUGUUUUUUAUGGGCAGAUAGCUUUUUUUUUUUUAAGUUUGUUUGGUUUUAUUUUCAGGACAAUGCCUGGAGAUCAGGCCCCACGGGUCUCAGUCAAGGCUGAGGUGCAAGCCGCCUACAAACGACUGCCCAGUUUCAGGACGCCACGGGACCUGAAGCUGUCCGAGUUCCGCGACAUAGUCGCAAACCCCCUGGGCGAGAGUAAGACUCGUAAAGUUUUUGUACCGAAUCUGAACGUAACGAGGAAAAAAGCAGAGGAGAAGGAUGGAAAACAAGAAGACAAGACGAAUGUAAAUGGAAAGCCGAGCGUUCCAGGACCUGUGCCCGCACGGGGGGCCGAAAGAGGACGAGGCAGAGGAAGACGCAACCCAAACUUUGUACAGAACAGCGGAAUUUUCUCCGAAGGCUUGGCACCAACUAUAAAGUCGUCUGGUUGGAGGUCGAACACGAGCAGCAGCGAAGCCUCUAAUUUCAUGCCAAAACCAAAGAUCAAAUUAAAUGCACAUGUUAAAGUCGAUAAAGAAGAAGAGGAGAAGGUAAUGAAGGAACUCCUGUGUGAUGAUUUCAUCGAUGAUCCAGAAUUUAAGCCCGACUUGGAAUACUGUCCUAUUCAACUUCCUCUUCAAGAAUGUAAACUAACAGUCAAAGAGGAAGAGCCAGUGAUUAAGAAAUUAGAAAAACCAAUUGAGACAUUACCGAACGGUGUAAAAAUCAAACAAGAACCAGGAGUUGAACCUGCGGAAAACGGUUUAGAAAUAGAAGAAAAACCAUUUGACCUAAAUCAGUUGAAACCGCUCACUAUAUCGCAAUUGAUGACUUCAUCUUCUGAAAAGAACUUCGUCUUUUUACAAAUCCCAACAUGCGUACCAGGGCUUAAAUUGGACAACCAGUAUAAAACGACUGGACAGAAAAAUGAUGAGGAGUCGGAAAAGUACGUUUUGAGAACGCUUCCAACCGGCAGGAUAGGCACUUUACAAAUACGAAAAUCAGGGAGGACUAGGCUGCUUUUAGGAGACGUCAAACUCUCCGUCGACCCUGCAACACAAGCUUCUUUUAGACAGGAUCUUAUAAGCGUCAAUCUUAACGAAGAUAUAAAAGAAGGGAACAUGGUGAACCUAGGAAGGGUCGCUACCAGGUUGUUAGUAACUCCAGAAUGGGAAUCACUUCUCUGAAAAUUAAUUAAUUAAAAUUGUAUAUAAUAAAAAAGAUUAUUAUUUUUACAUGUCGCAGUUCCUUGUAAUGUAAAUUAGUUCCAUUGUUGAAAUCUUCCUUUGUAAAAAGUGUGUAAUUAUAAAUACAAAUA
Cimex lectularius (bed bug) is the source of this 1404-nucleotide messenger RNA. It is a transcript of the gene RpIIIC53, whose product is annotated as DNA-directed RNA polymerase III subunit RPC4. Gene Ontology annotation, molecular function: DNA binding. Gene Ontology annotation, biological process: transcription by RNA polymerase III. Gene Ontology annotation, cellular component: RNA polymerase III complex. The record is from RefSeq and is a predicted model, not a curated record. The transcript has 9 exons. Lineage: Eukaryota; Metazoa; Arthropoda; Insecta; Hemiptera; Cimicidae. Bases 164 to 1273 code for a protein of 369 amino acids.